Molecule: messenger RNA, 714 nt
Organism: Fragaria vesca subsp. vesca
Lineage: Eukaryota; Viridiplantae; Streptophyta; Magnoliopsida; Rosales; Rosaceae
Product: wall-associated receptor kinase 2-like
Exons: 1
Coding region: 1-714 (237 amino acids)
Source: RefSeq, a predicted model, not a curated record
AUGCAAUUCAUACUGCUGGUGCUACUGGUUCUCCUCGCAUUUGCGGCCGCGGGCAAAGAAGCAGAAACAGCUGAAGCCCGCCCGCCUCAAGCCCUUCCUGGCUGCACUGACCACUGCGGCAAUCUCACCAUUCCAUAUCCCUUUGGCAUAGAGCCUGAUUGUUACAAGACAGAAGACUUUUAUGUCUAUUGUAACACAACCACUACACCCCCAACAGCAAUGUGGAACGAUGGUCCCAUUGCUAUUAACAACAUAUACCUGCCUGCGGGUGAGAUGCAAAUAACGCAGUACGUAGCCUAUGAGUGCUAUAACAGCCUGGGCGAGAAUGAUUACAACCAACCAUUGCUUGCCGUGCCUCCUUUCACCGUCUCUCAUACUAGAAACAAGUUCAUUGCCGUUGGUUGCGACACUUCUGCAGCUUUCAGAGGUUACCGUGCAGACGAACAGAGGUUAAUGACCGGAUGCAUGUCCAUAUGUGACAACCUUGACCGCAUUGAACAGUCUUGCUCCGGGGUUGGGUGUUGCCAAACUGACAUCCCCAGCGGACUUGAGAAUUACACUCUCACACUGGAAAGCUAUUAUAAUCACACAUACAUACUGGACUUCAAUCCAUGCAGCUAUGCCUUCAUUGUGGAAGAAGGCAAGUUCACCUAUUCCCCCGAAUACAAGUUUCCAAACACUACCCAACACCAAAGAGCUUCCCCUGAUUCUUGA